AUGGCCGACAACGGCAGCGACGCGGGCGGGCAGCCGGCGCCGGUGAUUAUCGUCGGCGCCGGGCUGGCCGGGCUGGUCGCCGCGUACGAGCUGUCGCUGCGCAAGGUGCCCACCAUCAUCGUGGACCAGGAGAACGACCAGAGCAUCGGCGGCCAGGCCUUCUGGUCGCUGGGCGGCCUGUUCUGCGUUGACUCCACGGAGCAGCGCCGCAUGGGCAUCAAGGACUCGCGCGAGCUCGCCAUGCGGGAUUGGCUCGGCUCGGCGCGCUUCGAUCGCGACAGAGAGGACCACUGGCCGCGGCAGUGGGCCAAGGCAUUUGUUGACUUUGCGACGGAUGAGAUGGAGAGCUAUGUCAAGAGCUUAGGGCUCGGGUUUAUGUUCAAUGUCGGCUGGGCGGAGAGAGGAGAUGGCCGUGCAGAUGGUCACGGUAACUCAGUGCCCCGGUUCCAUCUGACCUGGGGUACAGGGCCAGAGGUUGUCCGUGUUUUCAGGGAGCCGGUGCUCAAGGCGGAGAAGGAAGGGGUCAUCAAAUUCAAGUUUCGCCACAUGGUUGACGAGCUGAUUGUGGAUGAGACCACAGGCAAGGCAGUCGGUGUACGAGGGCGAAUCCUGAAGCCCGAUGACUCUCCGAGAGGAGUAAAGACAACGAGAGAAGUUGUUGGCAACUUUGAGAUUGCAGGCUCUGCAGUACUUGUCUCCUCUGGUGGUAUUGGUGGAAAUGUCGAGGCAGUCAAGGCUGCGUGGCCGAUCGAUCGUCUUGGGCCAGUGGUGCCAAAGAACUUCGUCAUUGGCGUGCCGGCCCACGUGGAUGGUCGGAUGAUUGGCAUCACAGAGAAGGCCGGCGGCAAUGUCGUCAACAAGGACAGGAUGUGGCACUAUACUGAAGGCUUACAGAACUGGAACCCAAUCUGGCCUGAUCACGGCAUCCGCGUACUACCUGCGCCCUCGUCAUUAUGGCUUGAUGCCACUGGCAAACGGCUACCGCCGUUCCUUUAUCCUGGAUCAGACACCCUAGCAACGCUCAAGUACAUAUGCAGCACUGGCUACGACUAUACCUGGUUUAUAUUGGAUCAAAGCAUUAUCGCGAGAGAGUUUGCCCUGUCUGGGUCAGAGCAAAAUCCCGACAUCACCAACAAGAGCAUUUGGCAGCUACUCACACGUGUCUUCGGUAAGAAAGGCACCGUUCCCGUCCAGAACUUCCAGAAGUAUGGCAAGGACUUCAUUGUGAGGGAUGAUCUGGAGGAGCUCGUCGCCGCCAUGAACGAGCUAGCAAAGGAGGCGGGCGGACCGCUACUCGAGUAUGAGCAGAUCAAGGAGGUUGUCGAAACCCGCGAUGGCCAGAUGGACAACAGCUACUCCAAAGACGCGCAAGCCAUGCUGAUUCACAAUGCGCGGAAUUACUGGCCCGACAGUCGCAGCCGUGUCGCGCCGGCCCAUCGCCUACUAGACAAGAAGCAUGGCCCUCUCAUUGCUGUCAGGAUGAACUUGCUCACCCGCAAGACCCUUGGAGGGCUUGAGACAAAUUUGAAUAGCAAUGUCAUGAAGGCGAACGGAGAGCGAUUCCCUGGCCUGUAUGCUGCAGGGGAAGCAGCAGGAUUCGGCGGCGGUGGUGUGCACGGGUAUAGCUCCCUGGAGGGUACCUUUUUGGGAGGCUGCAUCUUCUCUGGACGAGCUGCUGGGCGGGCCAUGGCAGAUGAAGUGCUUGGGACAACAGCGGAGUAA
Messenger RNA from Phaeoacremonium minimum UCRPA7, 1722 nucleotides. RefSeq names its product putative fumarate reductase succinate dehydrogenase flavo protein. NCBI's taxonomy places the organism in Eukaryota, Fungi, Ascomycota, Sordariomycetes, Togniniales, Togniniaceae. Bases 1 to 1722 code for a protein of 573 amino acids. The transcript has a single exon. The record is from RefSeq and is a predicted model, not a curated record. Gene Ontology annotation, molecular function: oxidoreductase activity, acting on the CH-CH group of donors.